Messenger RNA from Sitodiplosis mosellana (orange wheat blossom midge), 551 nucleotides. RefSeq lists its product as uncharacterized. Lineage: Eukaryota; Metazoa; Arthropoda; Insecta; Diptera; Cecidomyiidae. The transcript is spliced from 2 exons. Bases 77 to 496 code for a protein of 139 amino acids. The record is from RefSeq and is a predicted model, not a curated record.
GUGUUUUUUACGACUUUUCUGUUGUGAUUUCAACAUAAAGUUUAUUGCGAGAGGUCAACGAUGAACUAUUGAUGACAUGACUGAAGAUUUCCAUUAUUCAGAAGGAAAAAAAACACAACGCAGUAGAACACUGCUGCUAAAUUAUUCAUUAAUGGUUGUGUAUAUGGAGUUUUUAUUGCUUGGAACAUAUGAUGUGUCACGGCCUACAAAUUUCACUGAACCGGCAACAAGACAAAACGAUCGAACUAAAAGACGAAGAUUGGAAUUGGAUGAAGAAAGAAGACGUGCCACCGAAAAUUAUCAUCGUACCAAACGUCGUCAUAACAAUCCAAAUGCCAGUGGUCUAAUACCAAAACCGACCACAUUGGCUGAUUGCUAUCCUGGUAACUUUGAUAGUUUCACCGAAGACUACCAUAGUGAUAGUAGUACAUCAGUAUCAUCAUCGGAGAGCGACCACAGUGACAACUAUAGCGACUACAACGACGAGUGCGAGUGAAGAGAGAUGAUGAUGGAAGACAGCAACAAAUAUUAAUUUAGAUUAGUUUUAAGAG